AUGGAGAAGGCCAGCUCCCCCGCUGUUCCCCUCAACACAUCUGGAAAUGGCAGCAGAGGGCAGCCAGGGGUGGCCUCACACUCCCCCUUGGCCUUGGCGCUCAUCCUGCUGGCCGUGCUCUCCAUCAUCCUGGCCAUGCUGCUGGGCAACGUGCUGGUGGUGGUGGCUGUCUUCACCAGCCGGGCCCUCAAGGCCCCGCAGAACCUCUUCCUGGUGUCUCUGGCUUCAGCCAACAUCCUUGUGGCCACCCUCAUCAUCCCCUUCUCCUGGGCCAACGAGCUGCUGGGCUCCUGGGGCUUCGGCAGCCUCUGGUACAGCCUCUACCUGGCACUGGACAUGCUCUUCUGCACCUCCUCCAUCCUGCACCUGUCUGCCAUCAGUCUGGACCGCUACUGUGCUGGCAGCUGGUGCUGCAACCUGGGCUUGCACCAGCCGCCCUGCCACCGUGACAGGGAGUGA
Gopherus flavomarginatus (Mexican gopher tortoise) is the source of this 459-nucleotide messenger RNA. RefSeq names its product alpha-2Db adrenergic receptor-like. NCBI's taxonomy places the organism in Eukaryota, Metazoa, Chordata, Testudines, Testudinidae. The transcript has a single exon. Gene Ontology annotation, cellular component: membrane. Gene Ontology annotation, biological process: adenylate cyclase-activating adrenergic receptor signaling pathway. The record is from RefSeq and is a predicted model, not a curated record. Gene Ontology annotation, molecular function: G protein-coupled receptor activity. The coding region runs from base 1 to 459 and encodes 152 amino acids.